Molecule: messenger RNA, 888 nt
Organism: Volvox carteri f. nagariensis
Lineage: Eukaryota; Viridiplantae; Chlorophyta; Chlorophyceae; Chlamydomonadales; Volvocaceae
Exons: 3
Coding region: 139-888 (249 amino acids)
Molecular function (GO): nucleic acid binding
Source: RefSeq, a predicted model, not a curated record
CGGUGGAGGGCUUACAUCCUAAAAAAAACAGAAGUUUGGUCAAGCUUGGUAUAACUUGUAUUAGGGAUGUGAUUCAAGAUGUGAUUCGAGAUGCUUUGCAUGCGAGCUACAACAUAGUACUGAAUCGGCGUCCGGUCGAUGGCACUGUCUAAUCCUGCAUCUAGAGAUGCGGUCGAAGCCAAAGCGAGGGCCGGCCUCGCGGGUUUCAAGUCUAGUGGUGUUCACGUUCUAGAACCCUACAUAUCACCGUCAGAUCGGAGCACUCCAGCGGAGGUCCUGAGCACAAGGGGGUCCCGCUCAAGGGCUAGUCCCGGAGUGCCCGAUGCCGGCCCUCCCCCGGCCCUGGCAACUCCCCAGAGCACAGUAUGGCAAGGCCAUAUCCCCGCUGACAACGUGGGGUUCCAGUUACUGAAGAAAUCAGGCUGGAGCGUAGGGACUGGGCUGGGCGCAGGCGAACAGGGUCGACGGGAUCCCAUUGAGCCCGUGCUGCCGAAGGGCACCCGCGGCCUCGGCUUUAACCCUCGCGCCAUCGCAUCUCAGAACCAAUCCCAGCACAACCGAAAACGGCAAGCUGACGGGGAUUCGGAGAUCAACGCAGCGGGCAACGGAGCCCAGCAGGCGGUAGGAUUCCGCGCUAGAACCAACGAUAAGAUUGCGGCACUUGUGCGGGAGGAAUUGGCCACGGAGAGCCUUGGCGACAAGGUCGCGAGGCACAAGCACGUUAUGAGAGUGGAGCGAGAGCAAGAGCGCGGUCGCGCCAUCGAGCGCUACCUUCGCUCCGCCUUCAACGACCCCUUUGACCAGCUGCAUUCGGACAACAGCAACCCCCUAAGUCGGAGCCAUCGGCUCACGGAAAGCAAUCCCCUGCUGAAUCCCAUCGGGGACUGA